UGUUUUCAAACAGUCCGCAGAGUCGCGAGGGCGCGAACAGGUUCGGAUCACUCGCAUUUCUCCUUCGGCUUAGAGCGCGCGCGGUUCGUACAAGUCGGAUCCGACAUGCGUUCCUACGAUUUUCGUUAAAAUGGACGGGAAUGAGGGAGGCAACGGUUGUCUGUGAAUCGACGAUUUCUUUCUCAUCAUGUCGACGUGCACCGUAAUUUCGGCCACAUCGCCGAUGACGAAUCGCACUUAUAUCCGAUCGUGGGAGCGUGAAUCUUAACAUACCUCGAUAGUAAAAGUAACGUAAUACAUAAUAUUAAACGAAACCAAAACGAACAACAACUGCCAAAUCGUACUUAAUAGAUUUUUAACCAUAUUUAAUCCGGUUUGAUCAUGUAACGAUUGUAAAACCCCGCGCACAAAAUUGAAUUAUUAAGAAAUCAAAGUGUCAACCUGAUGGGUACGAAUAUUUCUGUACGUGAUAGAAGAAAAAAAUAAAAAUAAACUAAAAUAGAAUAAAAAAAUUCCGAAUUAGAUAAUACGUACGGUUUGUACAUUCGUGAAAUUUUAAUAAGACUACGCGUUUUCUAAAACAUAUACAAUUAAGGUGAAAAUUGAAUCCUCCCUUUGGGGUAUAUCCCUAAUAAAAUUGUCUCCGCUAAAAUACAAAAAAAAAUUUUUUUUAAAUUCCACAUACCUCUAUACAAAUAAAAUCGCAUAAGUUCUGAAAAUAAAUUCCCACGAUUAGUUGGUUCACCCGCGAAGAAUUAAUCUUCGAGUAAUUGCAUCAAUGAUGACAGAGGGUGAAACAAGGGUGCGGUUGUUUGUGUUUUUGUAAAACACUGUGCGAGGGAGUGGUUUCGGUAUGCUUGCGACGUAAAAUAAUAACCGCAGGUGAAGAAGAAGAAGAAGAAGAGAAGAAAAAAAGUAUGAAAUAAACUCAACACGUGGUUUCGAAACUCCACCCAAGCGACGAGAAGCGUCUUAAUUUCUUUCCAGUUCCUGCAACUCGACCAAGAAUUUAAUAAUCCCCUCGUUUCGAUGAUCGCGCGGUAUUUUCCAUACUCCUCCAAAUAAAGCGCAGAAAUUCCACCCCGACUAACGCCUAAUCGUUUUAUUGGCUGGAAUAUUAAACGUCCAAGAAACAAAAAAAAAAAAAAAUUGAAAUUGUGGUCAAGUUUUUUUAUUAUUUUGGUUUUUGACGUAAUUAUUUCUUGGAAGAAACUACGAUAUUUUGAAUUAUUUCAAUUUGAACCAUCGCAGCGAGUCCGAGUGUAAAUCGAGAAGUUUUUUCGCCUGUAAAAUUCUGAAAUCUUCAAUAAUGGGUCGCAAGUACAAACCGCGAUUAAUUCCCGAACAGGAUCGUCGUAUCUGCGGAAGUAUCUGCCUCUGUCAAUUUACUAUCGUCAUAAGCUGUGUCGCUCUGGUUUACCUCAGCGUUGCGAUCUACAUGCCAUCGCACAGGGCUUUUAACGCGGGUAUAGAACCGGAUCCGGUGAUGUGUCAGACUGUGAAUACAACUCUGGUGAAUUAUUGUGCCUGGGCAAGCUGCGGCGAAUGGUGUCUGACAAAGACGACCGGUUUUUGUCCCCAAAUUCACGCGACCGUAAGGAGGAACGGGACCAACGCUGUUUUCCAAAACUGUACCAGAACCUCCAGCAUCUCUUGUCCGCAGGUAAACACGGCGAAUCUCAAGCGUUACAACUGCAACAACGGUAGCGAGUGCGGCUCGCUUUCCGGUGUGUUCAACUGCAGUUUGGGCCAUUGUGCGAACAUGAGCGAGCUCAUGCUCUGCCACCACAAGGCGGACGGGAUCAUGGUGGACAGCGAGAAGGACAACAUGAAGCUGAACGGUUUCUUCAGCUGCCAACACUCCCGGUGUACCAAAAUCAAGAAGCCCUUCUCCUGCGACAGAUACUGCCCGAAAAUAACCACCGUCGGUGUCAACGUCUUCCUCAUGCAGGACGACAACAUUUUCACCGCCCGCUGCUCUAGCGCCAAAGCCCUGAAUCGAGCCAACGGCAAUUUGCCCGGAACCGUGCUCGAGGAAUCCGUAAAAUUCUGGGACGAGGAGAGCGGUUCGAUUAUCGCCAGUUGCCUGACCGUCGCGAAGCAAGGGGACGCUAUCAGGACGGAGGACUGCGUGAACGGGUCUCUUAUCGACGAGGAGAAGGUCCCUCAUCCCUACGUGAACUUCACCACCUUCCUUGACAUCUACGAGGCGAACUUGGGUCGCCAGGUCGAUCCUGAGGACUCUUACGUUCCGUCCCAGAGAUCGCUGACCAUCUAUAACAGCUCGAGGCUCUACAUCAAUUUGGAAGGGUGUGUAAACACGCUGAGGGGAGAGUGUCGGGAUUUUUUACUAACCAAUGGGAGGGACGGUGACAACAAAACUGCGCAGAGCAGAUACCCCUGCUAUUAUAACAAGAACGACUCGUUCUUCGUGGUGGCGCGUUUCGACCUGGAAAAAACUCGGACGGAGCUUCUUAUCGCGAUAAUAGUGCCCUCGAUAUUCUUCGUCGUCAGCCUGACCACCUUGGUGAUAAUAACGAGGUCGGUCAGGGUCGGCGAUGACGCCAAGAUGCGGUGCAGGUACUGCACGGAGGCCCAGGACAAGGAAAGCGAGGACGAGGGUCUGGUCGAGGGGACGCCAGGAUCACCGGAGGGAAUCGCAAACGAGAACGAAAUCAGGGCCCUGGCCCUUUAGCAGACCAAAUCGAGUCCCCAGGGCCUUCCGGCUGUUUACGAACGGCUGCCGCUCGUCGACCUCGAGACCGAAGACUCCUUUUGAGCGUCGCCUUUGGUCUAAUCUGCCCGAUUAACGUCGAAUCAUCGUCGUUCAGGGAACCGUCGAGACUGGGCCUUGUGGGACUCGACCCGCCUUCCUCAAUUUCACUGCGAUCGACCUACCAGGACAGCUGCUUCGAUCAGGAUCGGAAGAAUUUUUCUCUUCGAAGUGAACGAAUGACUGGAAGCGUCGAGUCGACGCAGACGCGGAUUGCGAACUCGGUGGAAUUUUCACCGGACAUACAUGUCGGUAAUAUGCUAAGAUGAGUAAUGCACCGAUAAGACGCCCAACUAUUGUCGGUUAUUGGACACGCCUAGUGAAUCGUCACGUAUGAUUAUAGUCGUCGUGGGGUUGAAGGUAGAUCGAAAUUGGGUGAGUAAGGGAAUUUCAUUGCGAAUUUAACGCGUGACGCGACCGUUUCUAUAACGCAAAAAGAAGCUUACCAUUAGCCUACGAUACCCAUGAAGGGGCCAAGAUGAUUGAGAUUUUUCUUUUUUCAAUCUACAUUGCCUUCACUGUACUGCUGAACAUAACAAAAAAAACAAAGUAUUCACACAUAUACAUGUGACUCUAUGUAUAAUAUACAUUAUAUAUAAAUUUAUAUAUACACAUACAUUUUUGUAACGACUCACUUCAUUGUUUUUUUUUUCUAUUUUUUUUAAACCGUUCGUCCGAUCAAGAAACAAACAUACGAACACUGUUUACAGCGAAUUAUUUUUUUUAAUACAUCGUGCAGAUUACAAUUUGCACAGUUAACGGAAACAGAAAUGAAUCUAAACGAAUGAAACGAUAUCUAAAACCCUUGCAGUACAACAAUUAUUCAACAGAAUAUUAAAUUGCCUUGAUAAAAAGAAUUAAUGAGUAGAAGAAAUAAACUAAUAAAAGAAUAAGAGUUCACGGAGAAAUUGUUUCUUUUUGUUGUAUUAACGUAUGCGAAAGUUUGUCGAAAAUAAUUAGUCGUAGAAUCUAAUUUACCGGUCUGUACCGUCUCAAGAUAAAAAAAAAAAAACAUCUCAACACAAGAUUUUAUAGACCGUAUAAAAUUUCCU
This is a messenger RNA of Neodiprion virginianus, 3825 nucleotides long. RefSeq lists its product as uncharacterized. The record is from RefSeq and is a predicted model, not a curated record. Gene Ontology annotation, molecular function: sodium channel regulator activity. The transcript is spliced from 5 exons. Gene Ontology annotation, biological process: regulation of sodium ion transport. Lineage: Eukaryota; Metazoa; Arthropoda; Insecta; Hymenoptera; Diprionidae. Bases 1310 to 2695 code for a protein of 461 amino acids.